AUGACUUUAGACCUGGGUAAUCCCUUAUUGCCUUUUUCCACCUUUGCCGCCUUCCCCCAAAUCAAACCUCUACGCCCUCUUCUCGAGACUGGUGAGCUCGAUACGUGGCAGCCAGGGACGGACUGCUGCUUCUGGGUGGGCGUGACAUGCGAUAAAUCGAGGCGGGUCACUGGCCUCGACCUAAGCAAUCGAUCCAUCGCCGGUACGAUCGAUCCUAUCCUCUUCAAUCUCACAUCUUUACAAACACUCAAUCUUUCCUAUAACGAGUUCUACCACCGAUCUAUUCUCGAUUCUGGGUGGGAAAGGCUUGCAAAUCUUUCAAGCCUCAAUCUUUCCUCCUCGAAAUUUACUGGAAAGGUUCCCGCAGGUAUCUCUCGCUUGACAAAAUUGACUUUCCUCGACCUCUCCAACAAUGAUGAUCUUUUUUUCACUGCUAACCCAAUAUUUAUGCAAAAUAUGAGCAAUUUGAGGGAACUUCAUCUUGACUAUGUAAAUCUCUCGGCAUACGGUGGUGAAUGGUGUGGAGCUCUGGCCAAUUCCACCCCCGAACUUGAGGUGCUCAGCAUGCAAGGUUGUUCCCUCUUUGGGUAUUUUCCGAGCAAAAUCUUUCUUCUAAGAAAUUUGAAAGAUCUUCAAAUCUCGUACAAUCAAAUGCUUUCUGGUUCUCUUCCUGAUUUUCCAGAGGACAGUAAUUUAGAAAAAUUGAAUCUUUUUGCCACCAACUUUUAUGGGAAUUUACCCGAUACAAUAGGCAACCUCAAGUUCUUAACUUAUAUGGAUCUCGGGGGAUGUCAAUUCUCAGGUAGAAUACCGCCUUCGAUGGGGAAUCUAUCACAGCUAAAAUGGUUGAGUCUAUCAGACAACAAGUUUAGCGGUUCUGUUAUAUUUUUGCUUCCAUUUUCAAUGAUUUCUGAGCCACCGCAUAAUUGUCUAUCAUCACUAAAUACUCACAUUUGUCUGAACGACAAGCUUUGUGAUCUCGAAUAUCUUGAUCUUAGUUAUAAUGAUAUCUCUGGACCAGUUCCUGCUACUGUGUUUACACUGCCGACCUUGAGAUACUUGCUACUUCGGCAAAACCAAUUCUCUGGGCAACUUGCAGAGUUCACAAAUGCAUCCUCUAUGUUGACUUAUGUUGAUCUUAGUAACAAUAAAUUGCAGGGGCAGGGGCAAAUUCCAAAGGGGCAAAUUCCAAUGUCAUUUUUUAAGAUAUCAAGGCUUUAUAGUCUUGAGUUUGCUUCGAAUAACUUCAGUGGAGUUGUGGGGUCGGAGUUCAUAAAGGAUCUCACAGAUUUGGCUUGGUUGUCUCUCUCAAACAAUAAACUGACCGAAAUCCCAACAUUCUUCUGCAACUUGACUUCCCUUGAGGCACUUGAUUUAUCGAAUAACAAGCUAAAUGGUUCUAUUCCACCAUGCUUAGUAGAAAGUAGUAAUCUCAAGAGUCUCAGAUACUUGGACCUCUCAAAAAAUAAAUUGACUGGAGAAAUCCCAAGAUUCUGCAAUUUGACCAACUUGGAGAUGCUUGAUUUAUCUGAUAACAAGUUAACUGGUUUGAUUCCAUUAUCUUUAUUUAAAGAAGGAUGUGGUCUCCGCAUGCUAAAUCUGAGAGGAAAUCAGCUUCUUGGAGCUAUCCCUCAUGAAGUUACUCCAAAUUGUAAGCUGCAAAUUAUAAAUCUUGGAGACAACCAACUUGAGGGAUUGCUUCCGAGGUUUCUGUCUAAUUGUCGAUCACUUGAACUUCUAGACCUAGGUAACAAUAACUUAAAGGAUGUAUUUCCUUAUUGGUUGGGAAAUAUUUCCACGCUAAGUGUUCUUAUUCUAAGAUCUAAUAAGUUCUACGGGUUAGUUGGGUUUCUUGAUGGAAGCCAGAAAACAAAUUAUAAUUUUUCUACAGUGAAUGUUCUUGACAUCUCAUCCAACAACUUUAGUGGCAAUUUAUGUGAAAGGUUCUUCAACAAUUUUAAGUUAAUGAUGAUAAAUACAACAAACACAAUAAAACCUGUUGCACUUACUUCGUUGGAUGUUCACUACCCUGUUGUUGUGCCUACCAUCAUGGACAAGUGGCAAAUAAUGAUGCUACAAAAGUUUUGGAAGACUAUAAAGUUAGUAGAUAUUUCAAACAACAGUUUUGAAGGAGAGAUCCCUAUAUCCAUUGGCCAACUUGUCUCUCUCGAAGUGCUCAACUUAUCACGGAAUCACUUCACUGGAAAAAUUCUUCCACAGCUAGGAAAUUUGACACAACUCAAGUCACUAGAUCUCUCAAUGAACAACCUUUCUGGUAAAAUCCCAGCAUUCAUCUGUAACAUGGCCAACCUGGUGAUGCUUAGUUUAUCUCAUAACAAGUUAACUGGUUCUAUCCUGCCAUGUUUAUUAGAAAGAGGUAGUCUCGUGACUCUCGCUUCUUUGAACUAUGCAAACAAUAACCUGACUGGGGAAAUCCCAACAUUCAUCUGCAACUUUACUUACCUUCAGACACUCGAUUUAUCAAAUAAUAAGCUAAAUGGUUCUAUUCCACCGUGUUUAUUAGAAAGAAUUAGUCUCAACUAUGUCGGAUAUUUGGACCUCUCAAAAAAUAAAUUGACUGGAGAAAUCCCAACAUUCAACUGCAACUUGACCAACUUGGAGAUGCUUGAUUUAUCUGAUAACAAGUUAACUGGUUCGAUUCCAUCAUGUUUAUUCGAAGAAGGAUGUGGUCUCCGCAUGCUAAAUCUGAGAGAAAAUCAGCUUCAUGGAGCUAUCCCUCAUGGAGUUACUCCAAAUUGUAAGCUGCAAAUUAUAAAUCUUAGAGACAACCAACUUGAGGGAUUGCUUCCGAGGUUUCUGUCUAAUUGUCGAUCACUUGAACUUCUAGACCUGGGCAACAAUAACUUAAAGGAUGUAUUUCCUUAUUGGUUGGCAAAUAUUUCCACGCUAAGGGUUCUUAUUCUAAGAUCUAAUAUGUUCUACGGGUUAAUUGGGCCUCUUGAUGGAAACCAGAAAACAAAUUAUACUUUUCCUGCAUUGAAUGUCCUUGACAUCUCAUCCAACAAUUUUAGUGGCAAUAUAAGUGCAAUUUGCUUCAGCACUUUUAAGUCAAUGAUGAUAAAUACAACGGACGUAAUAAAAUCUUCUGCAUCUAAAUUGUCGGGUGUUUACUAUUCUCUUGUUGUGCUUACCAUCAUGGAAAAGGGGCAAAUAAUGACGAUACAAAAUUUUUGGACAAUUAUAAAGUCAAUAGAUAUUUCCAACAAUAAUUUUGAAGGAGAUGUACCUAUAUCCAUUGGCCAACUUGUCUCUCUCCAAGUGCUCAACUUAUCACAGAAUCACUUGAUAGGAAGAGUUCUUCCACAGCUAGGAAAUCUAUUACAACUCGAGUCACUCGAUCUCUCAAUGAACAGCCUUUCUGGUCAAAUCCCACAAGAAUUGGUUUCUUUACAUUUUUUGUCUUUUUUAAAUCUCUCCUUCAACAAGUUGGUGGGAGAAAUUCCGUCGGGUGGCCAAUUCUCCACUUUCCAAAGCACUUCAUUUGAAGGAAAUAAGGGACUUUGUUGGCAUCCUUGCAAUACAUCAGUUCCAGCAGUGAAUAAUAAGGCGCCAUCAGCUCCAAGUUUGGGUGGCACAACUUCAGAGAACAAAAGUUAUAAGAUUGUGUUGGGAUUAUUAUUUGGUGUGGGACUUGGAGGGUCGAUGGCGGUUGUUAUAGUUUUUGAUGUCAUGUGUUGUGACAGAAGCAUGAGGCGGAGAAGCAUAAGACCUACUCAUGGAUAACAUGCAUGAAACUCUAUCUCUUAAGAAAAACAUAC
Messenger RNA from Phalaenopsis equestris, 3779 nucleotides. RefSeq names its product receptor-like protein 12. Gene Ontology annotation, molecular function: protein binding. NCBI's taxonomy places the organism in Eukaryota, Viridiplantae, Streptophyta, Magnoliopsida, Asparagales, Orchidaceae. Gene Ontology annotation, biological process: hormone-mediated signaling pathway. Bases 1 to 3744 code for a protein of 1247 amino acids. The record is from RefSeq and is a predicted model, not a curated record. The transcript is spliced from 2 exons. Gene Ontology annotation, cellular component: plasma membrane.